Messenger RNA from Peronospora farinosa, 729 nucleotides. Lineage: Eukaryota; Oomycota; Peronosporomycetes; Peronosporales; Peronosporaceae. The record is from the annotation of a GenBank genome assembly.
AUGUACGCUCAACCUCCCAUGUUCUCGGGGACACUUCAAGUCCAAGCUUGCCACGUCUUCUGGACAAAGACACCGGUGCAGUUAACAUAUCAUCGACAGGAUUAUCGUCAUGAACUGCCCGUGCUACUUAUCCGACGACCAAGUAUUCUCGGUGGAGAAUCCCGCAUUCCUCUCGACCCGUGUAUCCAUCCAGUCCGUCUACUAUCUACGACUACGAGGAUGGCGUCCAAGCUCGAGUUUGCACUCGAGUAUGGAUGGCACACCAAGCAAGUUCGUCUGCGGGCACCUGAUGCCAGAAGUUACAGAAGAUGGAUCAGUCUUGUAAGCGCUGCAUUGGAGUCCGGACGAAGACCGCUUGGAGCUUGCAUAGCUGAACGACCUCCACAAGACCUUGAGUGUUUCAGUCUCGCAUCAACUACCAACAGUAGCAACAACGGCAUCUCAAGAUUCCAUUCCUCUUUCCAGCAACAAGAACCCGAAGGAGAAGAAGAAGAACCACAUCUUGAUCAUGACGUAUCCCACCAGUGGCAACACCCUCGUGAAUUUUUCAUGCUUCGUCAUACUCCAAAGGCUAGAGACCUCCUUCUUGUCUCGCCAAGCAAUGCAGUCAUUGGAAACUGCAGCAGCAACGAUCAACAGCAACGGGAUAUUCAUUCCUACCAAAUGGACCGAUGUUUGUCGUUGUCACGCAACUUCUGCUUGGAAUCCAUAGCCUUUCUCCAUCAAUGA